Fomitiporia mediterranea MF3/22 is the source of this 2536-nucleotide messenger RNA. RefSeq lists its product as uncharacterized. The record is from RefSeq and is a predicted model, not a curated record. Gene Ontology annotation, molecular function: DNA-binding transcription factor activity. Gene Ontology annotation, biological process: regulation of DNA-templated transcription. The transcript is spliced from 3 exons. NCBI's taxonomy places the organism in Eukaryota, Fungi, Basidiomycota, Agaricomycetes, Hymenochaetales, Hymenochaetaceae. The coding region runs from base 61 to 1956 and encodes 631 amino acids.
CGCCCCUCCUCCUCCUCCAGCUAAGCGGUUAGCUAAGGCAGCAACAGUAGCUACUUAGCCAUGGAGUUCCAGUCAUCACAGGCACAGUUUGCCUUGGACGCACAGUCGUCAUCCAUGUCCAUGCUUAGUGCAUGGGACAACUCGCAACAGCGUCAUCCUCAGCCUCAACCUCAGCCUCAGCCCUACCUUCCGGUCCGUCGCCAACACUUUGCAUACAACGGCUUUCCAAUCUCGCCAGUAUCUCCGUCUUCAUCGCCUCAAGAGAACAUGAUGAAUAACAUGGGUAACCAGCUGUGGACGCCGCCGACGGUGACCGAGAUAGAGCUAAUGCAGCUGCGGCGGGGAUUAGAGCCACCUAUUCCGGCGGCAACUGCGUGCGUAGCCGAGCAUGAGCCGGCCAAUCAACAGGCACAUUUCAACUUCGACUUCGACUUUUCCCUCCCACACAUUUCUCUCCCGCAACUCCCGCUUCCUCAAUAUCAACAACGCCAACAUCACCAACAGCAGCGCUGCUCACCGCCUCUCCCAACGCCCACCUCGCCUUCUUCUUCGACAUUAUUUGCUACGCCUCCCGUCACUCCUCCGCGAAACAUGAGCUUCCGCCGAGAAUCACCCUCGUCUUCGCUGAAGCGUUCCUCUUCUGACGACCAGUCGGAUACCUCGACAGCGCCGUCGACAGGUACUACGAAGAAACGUGCAUGCAUGAGCAUGAAGGACUUUGUGCCACCCGAUGUUACUGGCCUGUCAAAACGCGAAGCGCGUCUUGUCAAGAACCGUGCUGCUGCGUUCCUUAGCCGACAGCGUAAACGUGAAGAGUUCGAACUUAUGGAAAUACGCGUUGCAGAACUUGAGCGAGAGAACGUCCGGCUGCGCGAGCUUGCCGAUGGACACACUCCCUCCUCUCCCUCCCCAUCCUCCGAAUCCUCUGAACUCGAGCUACUUCGCAUGCAGCUCCAGUCUUCCCGCCAGCGCGAAGUCGAGCUAGUGCACCGCCUUGAAGUUCUUAAACACGAACAGAAAGUCAAGACAGAAGCAAGCGAGCCGACUCUCAGCGACGGAACCAAUUCAGAUGCAGGAACCAAUUCGCCAUUCAUGGCGCCUGUCUCGUUCAAGAACAUUGUUGCAAACCCUAAAGGUGGCGCGAGCCUCGGACUUAUGGUUCUACUUUGCGCCUUGCCAUCUCUUCUUUCGCAUCCAUCUUCACAACCUCGUUCCACGCUUCCUACUUCUCAGUCUUUCUUGGACACAAUCCAAUGGGAUAAUCCGUCUUUCUUCCCUGCUGCAACUUCUGGGAAUGACGAUGUCCCGUCAUGGGAUCUUGAUUACCCUGGUCCCAACUCGGGUUCCAGUGGUAUAGCGAUGGAUGUUGACUACAACGAUGUCGCUAAUACCAACGAAGAUGAAGAAUGGAAGAAGUUGGAACUAGGGCUUGAGGGUGCUAAUGACAUGGGUCUAUCAGGCCUUGGCUUAGGGGCGCUUGAUAUUUCGUUUGCAACCCGGCGAACAAGAGACGGGAAGAUCCGCGUCCGGGUCCACUCUUCACCAUCGACAUCUUCACAGUCGUCUUCAUCAGAGCCAAUGCCUCAGUCGAAUACCGAGCAGGCCACACUAUCUGUCAAUGAUCAAUCGAAUACGGCGCUUUCUUUGCCCUCGCCGCCUCAAUCAGAAACCGACGCUGUAUCACAUCCAGACGGAUUGGUCAACCCGCUAGCAAUGUCCUUUGUCGAUACAGAUCCACUAGGCCCCUUCCUAGGUGCAGGAUCCUCACCCACGGGUGCAUUCUUUGAGUACCCCAACCAGAAUAACUUCACUCUUCCUUCCGACAUUUCCGGAGCCGAUAUCGUGAAUGGUACUGAUGGAUUAAGAGCAGGGGAGCGGCGCCGCGUUCGUAUUGCCCUCCGGAGUUUUCCGCAACCUGGUGGCGAGGGCGGCGAGUGGGAGGUUGAGGUGCGAUGAUUUCGGUUUCUCCGUUUGAUUUUCGAUUCUAUUGCCUAUUUUGGACUUUCUUCUCUUCUUUGUUCAUAUCGUUGCAUUCUUGUCCUCGCUUCUUGUGCAUAUUUCUUGUUGUCAUUUCAUUUUGCUAUGCUGUGAAAGAUAUGUUUUAUGCCCUGUCGGAUCGGAUUUCUUUCCUUUCUUCUCCUUCACCCGAUAUUUUGUCAAGAUACUGUUUCUUGAGUGCUGAGAUGCACAUCGUACAUCGUACAUUUUAUUUCUACAUCUUACUCUUCACCAUGUUUAUGCUCUGUUUUGCACAUGCCACCACUCAUCAUCUCCCUGUUCAUCGCAUUUGCUAUCUGUCUAUCACGACCAUCAGAAAUUAUUAUAUUUCCGAAACUCUUCGGUAUUUCGCGGUUGACAUAUAUUCCUCACUAUCUGGUAUACCACGUCUAUACACAUCUUUGUUAUAGCUUUUUGACAUUUGACAUUUCUCGUAAAGAUGUAUUUAUCAAAAGAGCAUCUGUCAUUAGCAUGACUAGUACUGUUCUUAGUUUCCUUAAAAUUUUUGAAUGACGUUCUGGUGUCGUUUGGGUGGUAG